AUGGCAAGCAAAAAACUUAAAAUACAAACUCUCAAGCGCCAGCAAAUCAGGCUCAACAAACAACUCUCCGAUGCCAAGAAGGAGGAGGCAAAGAAAAUGGCCCUCCAACGCGGCACACAACCACAAUACCAGGCAUCGCCCGCCCCACGGUUGAAUUCACCCGCACAGCAGUCAUCUAACAGCAAAGGGGAUGUGGGCGUGAAUACUGGGACGAAUACCGGGACGAAUACCGGGACGAAUACCGGAAUUCCGUCGCGAAUUGAGCACCUGAAGAACAUCGAGGAGCAGGCGAGGAUAGCGCGGCUGGCUGCGGUUGCCACGCCAACCGAAACCGCAAACGCAAGCGCAAACUCAAACUCAAACACAAACUCAAACUCAAACCCAACCGCAAUUACACAGGCGAGUGCAAAGAACACUCCGAGUGCGAGCACUGCAGCAGAGUCCGCGGGGCUGACGGAGGCCCAGGCGCAUGCCAGGCGGAAGGCUCAAGCACUCGCGAUGAUGCAGUUUCAGAUGUCCAAUACCGCCCCACCCCAACUAUCACAUCCACGCUCACAAGCACAGGCACAGGCACAGGCACAGGCACAGUCACAGGCACAGUCACAGGCACAGUCACAGGCACAGUCACAGGCACAGUCACAGGCACAGUCACAGUCACAGGCACAGUCACAGGCACAGACACAGCCACAAUCACAGUCACAGUCUCAGUCACAGGCACAGCCACGCACACCGGGUAUAGGUGAUACAACAAGGGAGAAUACGCGUACAGAUACAAGUGACGGCAUGGGUAGUGCGGCUGGGUCGAAGGACGUGCCGGUAAGGAGUGCGGGUGACAUAGGACAUCCAUCUACUGAGGCCAAAAAACGCACCUUGGACGAUAUGCAGGGGGGUGUGCAUGUCAGUGCAAACACCGGCGUACCUGAGAACACCAAGCGCUGGGCAACUGAGACAACUGAGAAGGGGGAGAGUACCAUCACCCCUGAGGCCAGGUCGGCUGCUCAGGAACAAGUUAGUAGUAUGGCAGGGUAUGGAAACACCAGUAGUAGCCUUGUGGGCGGGUUAAAGCCGCAACAAGCCGACAGCGUGGGCAGUCGGAGUGACUUACAGUGCUCGAGUGUGGUGACCGUGGAUCUCUUCCCGUCGUCGGGUUCGGCACAAACGUCAAAGAAACUUGGGACAGGUAUGGGGGACGCGGAAGGGGAUGAUGCGAGUACUAUGAAUGGACUUAGCAAUACUGAUGCGGAGACGGGAUGAAGCGAUGCAGCGUGGAAAACGGGAUGUUAUGAUCGCGGGAAACUAUCUAGAAGGUGUCAUACGAGAGAUACUAUUACAGCACAAAGAACUGCCACACAAGAGUCUGUAGUAAGUAUAGAGGACAUGUCGGAUGAACCCACCGAGAGUUCUAGUGGGCUCAGCCGUGUUGGUACUGAGAUGGGGCGAAGCGACGCUAAGAGCCCAACAGGCACUGUUUAGAACUUGUCAUGUGGGGACUGCUGUUGCAGCACAACCACCACACGAGUCGGUGGCGGUCCUGGAGAGCAUGCCAGAUGAAGCUACUGUGCAGUAUUGAUGGGGUUGACAGUGCUAGAGUGUGGAGAGGUAGCGACGGCCGACUUGAAACCAGGGAGCAGCGAGACCCGACUUGCAGUACUUGUUGGGACAGGGGAUGUAUAGACAUAUGUGGGUACGGGUUUGUUAUGCGUCCACACAGAUGCCAACCAGUAUUGUGUGGGAUGUAUCUCUGUUGACAUCUUGCGUGAUGCUUCGUGCUCCAUCAUACGCCAAGUGGACUAGUGAGCCAGGGUCGUGGAUGUUUUCGGAUGGCGGGCAGUUGUCUGAGUACCACACGAGUUCAUAGUCAGGGUUCUUGCCUGGUUAGUACUAUCAAACGGUACCACACGAGUUCACAGUCAGGGUUCUUGCCUGGUUAGUACUAUCAAACGGUACCACACGAGUUCACAGUCAGUGCCUGGUUAGUACUAUCAA
Messenger RNA from Sphaeroforma arctica JP610, 1986 nucleotides. RefSeq lists its product as hypothetical. The coding region runs from base 1 to 1254 and encodes 417 amino acids. The record is from RefSeq and is a predicted model, not a curated record. The transcript is spliced from 2 exons. Lineage: Eukaryota; Ichthyosporea; Ichthyophonida.